AUGCCUAACAAAAAUGAAAGUACUGCUGUUACUUUUUCUGAUACAGCAGCUACACCACGUAAAUUGCAAAUUGAUGAUUCUGUAUAUAAUGUGACUAAUAAUGUGACAAGAACUGAUCUUUUGCAAGAGUUAAAUGAAGUAUUUGAACUUGCAUAUAAAGACUUCAACUUGUUUAGCAAUGCACGAAGAUUGUUUGAAAAACAAUUUACAAGUGAUAGCAGUUCAGGCACAAUGGUAUCGAGACGCACAAGAAAGGAGGCGAAAUCACGGUCGAUAAGUUCGACUACCCUUUCUGAAGUCUUGUUUCAAGAGGCAAAAAAGAAACGGGCUGCACGAAAUAAGGGAAUCCACAAGAAAUAUCGUCUAUCGCCCGCAUUAGCCAAAUUAAUAGGCAGUGACGAACCCGAAACACGUUACAAUGUGGUCAAGUUGAUCUGGAUCCAGAUCAAAGAAAGGAGACUUCAAGAUCCUGAAGAUCCUACCUACAUCGAUUGUGACGAGGAGUUCGAAAACAUAACCGGGAUGUUCAGCACCAUGUUGUCAAGGAGGCAUACGAGAAUGGAGGCAAAAUCAAGAACUAACAGUUCGACUACCCUGUCAGAAGUAUCGAUUUAUGAAACAAAAAAAAAACGUGUUGCUAGAAAUUCUGGGAUUCAUAAGAGGUAUAGACUAUCCCCCGAAUUAGCCAAAUUAAUUGGUAGUAAUGAACCCGAGACACGGUACAACGUAGUCAAAUUAAUAUGGAUUCAAAUCAAGGAAAGAAAACUCCAGGAUCCGGAAGACCCUGCCUACAUCGACUGUGACGAAGAAUUUGAGAGCGUGACCGGGAUGGUGCGCCUCAAAGGCUUCACCAUCAUGAACAGUUCAGGCACAAUGGUAUCGAGACGCACAAGAAAGGAGGUGAAAUCACAGUCGAGAAGUUCUACUACCCUGUCGGAAGUAUUGUUUAUUGAGGCAAAAAAAAAACGGGCUGCACGGAAUAAGGGAAUCCACAAGAAAUAUCGUCUAUCGCCCGCAUUAGCCAAAUUAAUAGGCAGUGACGAACCCGAAACACGUUACAAUGUGGUCAAGUUGAUCUGGAUCCAGAUCAAGGAGAGGAGACUUCAAGAUCCUGAAGAUCCUACCUACAUCGAUUGUGACGAGGAGUUCGAAAACGUAACCGGGAUGGUGCGCCUGAAAGGAUUUACGAUAAUCAAGCACCUCAACUCGCACUUUUUAUCAUAA
This is a messenger RNA of Ctenocephalides felis (cat flea), 1224 nucleotides long. RefSeq lists its product as uncharacterized. Gene Ontology annotation, cellular component: nucleus. The transcript has 8 exons. The record is from RefSeq and is a predicted model, not a curated record. The coding region runs from base 1 to 1224 and encodes 407 amino acids. NCBI's taxonomy places the organism in Eukaryota, Metazoa, Arthropoda, Insecta, Siphonaptera, Pulicidae.